Messenger RNA from Drosophila teissieri, 916 nucleotides. RefSeq lists its product as uncharacterized. Bases 1 to 795 code for a protein of 264 amino acids. Gene Ontology annotation, biological process: vesicle-mediated transport; G protein-coupled receptor signaling pathway. Gene Ontology annotation, cellular component: neuron projection; membrane. The transcript has 4 exons. The record is from RefSeq and is a predicted model, not a curated record. Lineage: Eukaryota; Metazoa; Arthropoda; Insecta; Diptera; Drosophilidae.
AUGGCCCACGGAGGAGGCGUCAGCUCGCUGGCCGGGCUGGAGGAGAAGCCAGCGGCCUGUGUGGCCAGCAGCACGGCCUUGGCCAUUAGGAACUCGACCAUAAUCGCCCAUCGGCUGUCCAUUUACCUGCCCCAGCUGCUGCUGCCCUCUCGGGAUCCCCAGAAGCUCAUCACCGAAAUCAACUGCUACGUGGCCCAGUUUCGGGAGCUGCUCAUCUUCAUUGGCCAGGCCCGCGAUUCCCCCGAGCUGCGCGAGAAGAUCAGGAAGCUGAGGCGCAGCUGUGUGGAUGCCUGCAAGCACACCGCCCACCUAAUCACUCCCCAGCCGCGUCACUGCCUGGGCAGUCCCAGUGAGAGGAUGCACCUGACCCUGCUCUACCACCUCACGCUGCAGUUUCAGCACGAGUUGAUCAAGAGCCAUCGCCUGAUCCAGCUGGUGCCCCUGGACAUGACGGAGUACUAUGCUCCUUCCCGCACAGCUCCGUCCAAUCUGGGCAAUGUCAUCAGCCAAUUCCUGCUGUGCAAGCAAAUCAAUCCCGACUUCCAGCAGGAGGAGCUGUGCAGCAUUGUGAAGGACUCGCAGGAGCUCAGCGAGCUCUUGGAGGAGCUGCAGGCCCACAUGCCCUUGACGGAGGCAUCUCCGGAAUCCGACCUGGAUCCGGCACAGAAAUCUGAAAGUAGCCUGGUUUCUCUUGACACUCCGGACUGGUAUGCCCGGCAGCGCAGGCGGAGUUGCAAGAGCCGGAGCCGCAGUCUCUGUUGCUGCCUGUCCAAGAACCCAUCAAAAACCUUUUAGAAAGAGGUGUCUUUCAAAUUAAUUAGGAAAUAAUUAUCCCCUAGAAGCUAGAUAGUUAGUUUCCUUGGUGUUAAAUGCCAUGGAAAGGAAAUGAAAACCUGUCGCAGAGGAUUUUACACCC